Messenger RNA from Rhagoletis zephyria (snowberry fruit fly), 750 nucleotides. NCBI's taxonomy places the organism in Eukaryota, Metazoa, Arthropoda, Insecta, Diptera, Tephritidae. The record is from RefSeq and is a predicted model, not a curated record.
AUGGAGACCGACAACGUUCGUAAAGCUCUUGUGAUCUACGCAACUGAGGGAGGCGAUGGCCAGAGGAAAAUUGUGGAGCUCGCCAAAAGUCUGACCGCUUGUGCGACCACCGUCACCGAGUCGCGGAUUGAUAAUCUGCCCACUGAAGGUCCCUUUGAGGCGAUCAUCGCCGAAGAGCCGAGCUUCACCACUGCCCAGUUGGAGCAGUUGCUCAAACUUCUCUCGCCCAACUGCUACAUGUACAUUGCCAAGUCGGCCGCCACCGCCAAGAAUCUGUCAUUCCAGCUGAAGGUGGGCGGCUUUGUGGCCGUCAGUGAGUCGGACAGUCUGAUUGCCGUUCGCAAGCCCGACUACGAGGUGGGCUCCUCGGUGAAGGUGGUGGACACCUCUUCUAACGGUAAGAAGAAGCUCUGGUCCGUGGAGGCGAUGGACGACCUCGAGGCGGACGACCUGAUCAACGACGAGGAGCUGCUGGACGAGGCGGACCGGGCGAAGCCCUCGGCGGAGGACCUGCGCGUCUGCGCCACCACCAAGCAGCGCAAGGCCUGCGCCAACUGCAGCUGCGGCCUCGCCCAGGAGCUGGAGGCGGAGGAGAAGGAGAAGAUUCGGGAGAACUCGCAGAACGCAAAGUCCUCCUGUGGAAGUUGCUACCUGGGCGAUGCAUUCCGUUGCGCCUCCUGUCCCUACAGAGGUAUGCCAGCAUUCAAACCGGGGGAAAAGGUGGUCAUUGAUGCUAGCGACGAUCUGUGA